CCGAAAAACCAAAAAGUAACCACUAACCAAUUCUGAAUUCUCCUUUCCACACUUUGAAAUCUUGAGGUCAUUUCCGUAAUUUUACUCCGUGUUUUCAAUGUCGCCAUCGAACGGAAGCAGCAGCAAGAUCCGGCGAAUAGUACGGAUCCGGCAGAUGCUAAUGCGGUGGAGGAAGAAGGCGGCGGGUAGAGCGGCGGCGGACGUGCCGGCGGGACACGUGGCGGUGUGUGUUGGACCUAGCAUGAGGAGGUUCAUCGUGCGCGCGACGCAGUUGAAUCACCCGAUCUUCCAGAAGCUUCUGCUUCAAGCGGAAGAAGAAUACGGUUUCUGUAACCAUGGACCUCUCGCUAUUCCUUGCGACGAAGAGCUAUUCGAGGAGCUUCUUCGUGUCAUGACCCGACCCGAAUCCGUUUUCUCUACUUCUCUCGAAGAGUUUCAGAGAAGGUGCCACGUGGACUUCCGAAGUCAGGGUGAUGGUAGCGGUAAAAAAGGUGGUGGUCGUGGAGAAUCGUGGCCGUUGCUUCAUGACGAGUUGAUUUACUGAGUUGACUCGGAGUUACUGGAUCACUAACUUUUUUUUUGGGGUGGCUUUUUUUUUUGUUAGGCCCUAAUUAUUGUUAGUUAGUGGGAUGAUGAUGAUGACGACGAAGAAAAAAAAAAUGAUAUAAUUUUAAAUCAAAAAGAAAAAUAUGAUAUAUGGAUUAUUUAGGUUGGUUUGAUUAUUAUUAAUUUAUUCGUUAAAAUAGGAUGGAUCCAAUGUUUGUGUAUUAUUUACUUGGAAUUUAUAAAAUGUGAAAAAAAAAAU
This is a messenger RNA of Arachis duranensis, 805 nucleotides long. RefSeq names its product indole-3-acetic acid-induced protein ARG7. The transcript has a single exon. NCBI's taxonomy places the organism in Eukaryota, Viridiplantae, Streptophyta, Magnoliopsida, Fabales, Fabaceae. The coding region runs from base 98 to 544 and encodes 148 amino acids. Gene Ontology annotation, biological process: response to auxin. The record is from RefSeq and is a predicted model, not a curated record.